UUCAUUGCCUUUGCUUGCUGAUCAUCAACCCUUAACAACCACUCUGUUUCAUCUCCCCAUGCCUCCCUUUGAUUUGAACCAAGCAUUAAAAGAAGAGGAAGAGGGAAAUCAACCCGAAGCCAUUCUGUUCAGCGGCGGCGGCGGCCACCAUGAUCGCAAAGCUAAUCACUGCGCUCAACCCCCACAACAAGAGGAAACUAGAUUAGCUGGAAAAAGGAUGCCUUCCGAGACUCGACUUGUGAGGAAGAUGAUAGAUUCGAAUGGUGAGAUCAUUCGAGUCUGCAGCGACUGCAACACAACCAAGACCCCUUUGUGGAGAAGCGGCCCAAAUGGCCCCAAAUCUCUGUGCAAUGCAUGCGGAAUACGGCAAAGGAAGGCAAGGCGAGUGAUGGCUGGAGUGAUCCCUCCACCUCCUGCACUGCCAACUAAUUUGAAAGACAGGAGGAAAGAAAAGAAGAAGAAGGGAGAGGUUUAUCGAAGUCUCCCCCUCAAGAAACAGUUCAAGUUAACCAGUGCAGGGAAGCUUUGUUUUGAUGAUAAUUAUGGUGAUGCGGCGUUGGGCUCGAGAAAUAAUAGAUCAGCAACGCGGGAGCAGAGAGAUGCUGCGGUCCUGCUGAUGACUUUAUCCUGUGGCCUUAUUCUGAGCUGAGCCAAAUUCUUCACUAAUUUGUUGCAUUUUUGUUUGCUGCAUGUUUCCCUCUUGUGAUAAUUCAUCCACAAGCAUGUUUGUUUCUUCUGUUGCG
This is a messenger RNA of Zingiber officinale, 743 nucleotides long. RefSeq names its product protein CYTOKININ-RESPONSIVE GATA TRANSCRIPTION FACTOR 1-like. Gene Ontology annotation, biological process: regulation of DNA-templated transcription. Gene Ontology annotation, molecular function: sequence-specific DNA binding; zinc ion binding. NCBI's taxonomy places the organism in Eukaryota, Viridiplantae, Streptophyta, Magnoliopsida, Zingiberales, Zingiberaceae. The record is from RefSeq and is a predicted model, not a curated record. Bases 59 to 649 code for a protein of 196 amino acids. The transcript has 2 exons.